Molecule: messenger RNA, 1418 nt
Organism: Panthera uncia (snow leopard)
Lineage: Eukaryota; Metazoa; Chordata; Mammalia; Carnivora; Felidae
Gene: CFAP276
Product: cilia and flagella associated protein 276
Exons: 5
Coding region: 571-1341 (256 amino acids)
Source: RefSeq, a predicted model, not a curated record
UGCAACCGGCCCAACAGGCGGGCACAGGGGGCGUGUAAAGAACGCAGUAGAAACAUCCUCCAAGCCAUCGCCACCAAAUCCACCUUUUCCAUUGCCCUUUUGUGCCAUGGGCCUUUUAUGAGCACCUCUAAUUUUGCAGACGUGGCGUUCGACAAAUACUUAUUUAGCACCUCCUGUGUGUGGAGCGAUAGAAGGAAGAUUGAGACGCCAUCUCACCUCCAGAAGUUACAGUUUGGAAGAGUGGCCCCGGUACGUGUUACCUACUGCAGCAGCCUCUUCUGGAGAUCUUAACUUCCGUCCCACCAAAUUCAGCGGUGCCUUUACAACCGGCUCUGUGAGAAGACUUGAGACUGGCAUAAACGGGUUUAAGGAAGGAGUGUUUGUGCAAGACACUUGGGCUCUUCCGUCUCCUGACAUCCUCAUUCUCUCAUUGCUUUGAAAAAUCCUUCUGUUAGAUGCGAGGUAGAAGGAAAUUCCUGGGUCAUCUUUUAGGACUUCUUUCCCCAGAUGAAGUCUUUUGCAGAAGUCCUGCACGCCAGGAGGCCGGCGUUUUUCAACUAAGCCUUCCGAAUGCAAAUGCAGGGCUCCCUGGUACACUCGGUGACACUUCCCCUCUGCGUUCCCAGGAGCUCCCUCGCAGGGGGUCUCCCGCGCUGCACCGCCAGGUGGCGCCCUUCUCGAAGGGAACUCACCUCAGUCACAGACGGUGGGGCAGUUGCUCGGCAACCGAAACUGGGCGUUCCAAACAAUUGGGACCCGGGAUCCUCCGCGUGCGUUGUGUGCGGCUGCGCGGGCCCCCAGUCCUUCACACCAGCGCCUUUUGCCAUGCCUUUCACCCGAGACCCUUUCCAGCACCCUACGUUGGAUAACGAUGGCUCCUACUUGGGAAAAGCCCGAGCUUCCAAGAAACUGCCAUAUAAGAACCCAAAUCACCUUGCUCAGCAACAGGAACCCUGGAGUCGGCUCAACUCAACUCCCACAGUCACCUCCAUGAGGCGGGAAGUUUAUUUUUUUGAUCCUGAGAUACCAAAGGAUGACCUGGAUUUCCGCUUAGCAGCCUUGUACAACCACCACACAGGGACAUUCAAGAACAAAAAUGAGACACUCUUACAUCAGGAGACCACCCAGGAUACCCAUGGAAUCAUCAAGAACCAAUUCCCUGGAGAACCUUUACCCCCUCCUCUGCCACCUUCCAUCACUUCCCAGGCUAACAUCAGACACUGGAUCAACCCUAAGAAGGAGUCUAUCCACAGCAUCCAGGGAUCCAUAGUGUCCCCUCAUACUGCAGCCACCAAUGGAGGCUACUCCCGAAAGAAUGAUGGUGGCUUCUUCUCUACCUAGUGUUGACAGGCCCCUGGACUAAUUAAUCAUAGUGGAACGUCCUUUCACCCACCUCCAUUAAAUAGAUUUGUGCUGGA